AUGGUUUUUGGUUUUCAAAAAGCCAUUCUCGGUGAUGAGAUUAUUAUCGUUGACGAAAAGAUUGCAAACGUGUGGAACGGAUUUCUCUCCAAUCGCCUUUCGCCCGUACUCUCAGUACUCAGUAGCAGCUCCCGUAUUCGCGAUUCACGAGGGUUGAAAAUGGAUUUCGAACAAUAUGACAACAAUAACUCGACAUUCUCAAGUUCACCAAUUGCAUUGGGGACAAAAAAGCUCAUAACUCUUAAAACUAGCGAUGAUGAGGAAUUCAAACUCGACAAGUCUGUAGCUGUAAAGUCUGAAGUCAUCAAGAAUUUAGUACAAGACGUUGAUUGUACUUCUAAUGUCAUCCCCUUGCUUAAUGUUGAUGGCAAAACAAUGACAAAAGUGAUUAAAUAUUGGAAGAAACAUUCAGAUGAAGGUGUUACGGAAGUUCAGUUAAAGAAUUUUGAUCAGGAUUUCUUGAAGAUGAGCCACUCAAAAUUAUUUCAUGUUCACUUGGCUGCUAGAUAUCUUGAUGAUAAGCAGUUGGAGGAAGUAAUAAUCCAAGAAUCUUUUGAUAGGAUCACAGGGAAAACACUAGAGGAAAUACGUGAAGUAUUUGAUAUCGUGAAUGAUUAUACUCCAGAGGAAGAGGAGCAGGUUCAUAGAGAGAAUGCUUGGGCUUUUAAAUGA
Messenger RNA from Solanum verrucosum, 672 nucleotides. Its product is annotated as SKP1-like protein 11. The record is from RefSeq and is a predicted model, not a curated record. NCBI's taxonomy places the organism in Eukaryota, Viridiplantae, Streptophyta, Magnoliopsida, Solanales, Solanaceae. Gene Ontology annotation, biological process: SCF-dependent proteasomal ubiquitin-dependent protein catabolic process. Gene Ontology annotation, molecular function: cullin family protein binding. The transcript has 3 exons. Bases 1 to 672 code for a protein of 223 amino acids. Gene Ontology annotation, cellular component: cytoplasm; nucleus.